Molecule: messenger RNA, 1624 nt
Organism: Trifolium pratense (red clover)
Lineage: Eukaryota; Viridiplantae; Streptophyta; Magnoliopsida; Fabales; Fabaceae
Product: eukaryotic initiation factor 4A-3
Exons: 8
Coding region: 137-1357 (406 amino acids)
Cellular component (GO): catalytic step 2 spliceosome; nucleolus
Molecular function (GO): ATP binding; RNA helicase activity; mRNA binding
Source: RefSeq, a predicted model, not a curated record
CUACCCACGUAAUAAUAAGGUGUAGCUAUUUCUAAUUUUUUAGGGCACAAAAACGAAAUCCUCUCUCUCUCUCUCUCUCUCUAAAAUCGAAACCCAACCUUUCGCUUCUAUCUCCGAACCCAAAUCGACGGCGGCGAUGGCAACAACAUCCGUGGUACCGGCGAAUCGCCGGCGAACGGUUACUUCCAACGAGGAUAUGGACUUCGAAACAACAGAAGGUGUGAAAGCUAUCGGAAGCUUCGAAGAGAUGGGGAUAAAAGACGAUUUGCUUCGUGGAAUCUACCAAUACGGUUUCGAGAAACCCUCUGCGAUUCAACAGCGUGCUGUUGCACCUAUCAUUCAGGGACGUGAUGUUAUUGCUCAAGCUCAAUCUGGUACCGGAAAGACGUCAAUGAUUGCGCUUACUGUUUGUCAGGUUGUUGAUACCUCCGUCAGAGAGGUGCAAGCUUUAAUUGUGUCUCCGACAAGAGAACUGGCUUCACAGACUGAAAAGGUUAUAUUGGCGAUUGGAGAUUUCAUUAAUAUACAAGCCCAUGCUUGCAUUGGAGGCAAAAGUGUGGGAGAAGACAUAAGGAAACUUGAGCAUGGAGUUCAUGUGGUUUCUGGAACUCCUGGCCGAGUUUGUGACAUGAUUAAAAGGAGAACAUUGCGCACAAGAGCUAUCAAGUUGCUAAUUUUGGAUGAAUCUGAUGAAAUGUUGAGCAGAGGGUUUAAAGAUCAAAUCUAUGAUGUGUAUAGAUAUCUCCCACCAGAUCUUCAGGUUUGCUUGAUUUCUGCUACGCUACCUCAUGAAAUUCUGGAGAUGACAAAUAAGUUUAUGACAGAUCCUGUGAGGAUCCUUGUAAAGCGUGAUGAAUUGACAUUAGAGGGCAUCAAGCAAUUUUUUGUUGCGGUUGAAAGGGAGGAGUGGAAGUUUGAUACUCUGUGUGAUCUUUAUGAUACUCUUACCAUCACUCAAGCUGUUAUAUUCUGUAACACCAAGCGAAAGGUGGACUGGUUAACUGAAAAAAUGCGUAACAAUAAUUUCACUGUCUCAGCAAUGCACGGUGACAUGCCUCAAAGAGAAAGAGAUGCAAUUAUGGGAGAGUUUCGUGCUGGUACAACCCGAGUAUUGAUAACAACUGAUGUUUGGGCUCGUGGGAUUGAUGUACAACAGGUUUCUCUAGUUAUUAAUUAUGAUUUGCCAAAUAAUCGUGAGCUGUACAUUCAUAGGAUUGGUCGAUCUGGACGUUUUGGACGGAAGGGUGUUGCAAUUAAUUUUGUUAAAAGCGACGAUAUCAAGAUUUUGAGAGAUAUUGAACAGUAUUAUAGUACUCAGAUUGAUGAGAUGCCAAUGAAUGUUGCUGAUCUUAUAUAAAAGGGCAUGCAGUAUGCUGGGUGGAGUGCGUUUGUCAAAUUUGUGAUAGGAGUUAGCAUUUGAUUGUGGUUUUGUUUUGAUACUUUUUGUGAUGUUCUUCUGAAACUUAACAUUUGGUCUUGUUAGAUUUCUAGUGUGCUCAACUGUAUAACAGAGAUGACUAUUUUCUUUGCUAAUAUGGUUGAGAUCAAUUUGUAAAUUGGUUUCGAAUGCUUUGUCCAAUGUCUUACAUUUGAUGUUGAAUGUCUAAUUUUGUGAUUCAAAUGA